Boleophthalmus pectinirostris (great blue-spotted mudskipper) is the source of this 8360-nucleotide messenger RNA. RefSeq names its product Ras association domain family member 5 (gene rassf5). Gene Ontology annotation, biological process: signal transduction. The transcript is spliced from 5 exons. The coding region runs from base 1964 to 2782 and encodes 272 amino acids. Gene Ontology annotation, cellular component: nucleus. Lineage: Eukaryota; Metazoa; Chordata; Actinopteri; Gobiiformes; Gobiidae. The record is from RefSeq and is a predicted model, not a curated record.
GGCGCUACAGAUCUGCCUGGAUGGACGCAUUGGAAGCCAGCGUUUGUCCUGGAACGGGGAUUUUAUGAAGAAAUCUGCAACUGUGAUUUGGAUGCAUUUUUUAUUUUUUUUUUGCAAGCUGGCAUGGUCCGGAGGUAGGCAAGACGCUGGGUGCCGCUCAGAAGACAUGCAAAUUGUGGUUUUGAAUAUUGGGAUUGCCAGGUGCUGGUUUUGACAGGCAAAGUUUAAACAAGAACAAAAAUAAACCACGACUGGAACCAGGACUCAAGAAAAUCAGGGGCUAAACCAGGACUGCUGCAUUUUGUCAACAAAGUCGUAACAAGGGUUUUUUAAAGAACUGAGCAAUCAAAGCAAGAACUGGAAAUAAACCAGGAUUGGACUGCGAGUAAAUCAAAAGUAAUUCAAGAAAACCUCGGUCUAAACCAGGACUACUGCUUUUUCUCAAAACAAGGAUCUUUUCAGCAUCAAAACUUAGGUCUUAAGCAACUAAAUCAGAAGUCAACCAAGCCAAGAAUCAGAACUAAACCAGGACUAAAUCAGAACUUAAUAAAGAAAACCAUGGUCUAAACCAGGACUACUGCAUUUUCUCAAAACAGGGAAUUUUUCAGCAUCAAAACAUAGGUCUUAACCACAAACUAAAUCACAAGUCAACCAAGCCAAGAACCAGGACUAAACCGGGACUAAACCAGGACUAAAUCAGAAAUAAACCAGGAUUGAACUGCGACUAAACUAGGACUAAUUCAAGAAAACCACAGUCUAAACCAGGACUUUCUGCAUUUUUUCAGCAUCAAAACAUAGGUCUUAACCACGAACUAAAUCAGAAGUCAACCAAGUCAAGAACCAGGACUAAACCAGGACUUAACUGGGACUAAACCAGGACUAAACUAGGACUAAAUAAAGAAAACCAGGGUCUAAACCAGAACCCAAGAUUCAACCAUGAACCAACUCAGAUGUACUUUUUAAACCAAUCAAGAAUAUUUUCAUGAUUUUUCAUUUUUAAAAAUUUUAUACAAAAUUUGAACUCUGUAUUUUAAGCAAUUCAUUUUAUUUAUUUAUUUUUUAUUUUUUUGCAGCCUUGACUUCUCCAUCCAUUACAUGCCCUGGUUAGUUCCACCUGCUGCUUGCGGCUAGUGCAGGUGCUUCUCGUGUUUCUGUCAUGUAACCCAAAGCCUGCACGAUGUUUCAUGGUACCGCGGAUCACAUGACCUCCUUCUUGUAUGUUUUUCUCUUCGAACCUUUGCCGUUCGCAUGCAGUCUUUCUCAGUAACGCGCUUCACGUCAGGAGGAAGUUAAUGACGCGUCUCACAUUUCCGUAGCUCCGGUGGCACAUUGAAGAGACAGGAGUCCGAUUUUGCUUCACCUGCGCUGGCUAGAAAGGUGCUACUGAGCUGCUUGGAUGUGGAGAUAACUGGAAGAUUUUGUUAUUCGUACUAGCAAAGGAUUCGCAAUUUGAAACCUGCCGGAGCUACUUUGCAGACUUUGAAAUGUUUGAUUGACACUUCCUGGUUCAGUUGCAGUUUUGGUGCUACCUGGUGCUAUGAGCAACAACUGGUAAAGAACUGAAGACUUGACACGUUUUUUCUUCAGAUAUUUCUACACUGUCUUUGAUGUUUUCGUAUAGAAUGAACAGAAAUUGGCAAAUGAUUCAAGACUUAAACAUCAACAAAACUAAGACUAGAAGGUGCUACUUCUGAACAAUUUUGGAAGAACAUUUCGUGGUAGUUUGAAAUGACGAACAACUUGAUGCUUUAAAUGAAGAAAGGACUUUUUAUGUACAUUUUGUGGUUCAGUUUUUGACAUUGUAACUAAAAGAAGAUCGCGAACUGGCUGCUGUUGGUAAGCAGAGAAGCACUUAGCGUUGAAGACAUGGACAGUGGCUUCUUGGUAUCGGGUUUUGUCUAUUGAAGAUAUUUUGGGAUCCAUAUUUCCUGGCUACUUUCCGGUCCAGUUUUGAUCGGACCCAAUGACUGUGAACUCGGUGCUAACCCCCUCGAUGAGUAGCAGCAACAGCAUGAGCAGCGGCUACUGUAGUCUGGACGAUGAGAGCGAGGACUUCACCUUCUUCACGGCCAAAACCUCCUUCUUUCGAAAACCAAAAAAUGCUCCCAAGGUUGAAACAAAAGAGGAAGAGGAAGGAGGAACGAAGGAUCUGUCAGAGGAGGAGGUGCGGCAGAGGAUAGAGGAGUACAACUCACAAGUGCCUGAGAAUGGCAUGAAACUGUCUUCAAACGGCUCCUAUCACGGCUUCAUCAAAGUGCGCCUGAGGUUGAGUCGACCCGUCACCGUCCAGGCUGUGGAUGGGCAGAACGCUCGGCUGCGCGCCGAGGGAGACACGGAGCAGUGUUUGGGGUCAGAGAAGCGUACUUCCUUCUACCUGCCGUGUGACUGUGUGAAGCAGCUCCACAUCAGCUCCCUCAACACCACACGAGAGGUCAUCCAGGGGCUGCUCAAGAUGUUGACCGUCCUGGACAACCCCUGCAAGUUCGCCCUCUACAGGCAGACCCACAGAGACGGACAGGACCUGUUCCAGAAGCUGCCUCUGUGGGAGCGCCCCCUGCUGUUGAGGCUGCUCGCCGGUCCAGACACAGAGGCGCUCAGCUUUGUCCUGAAAGAGAAUGAGACUGGAGAGGUGGAGUGGCACGCCUUCUCCGUCCCCGAGCUAACAAACUUUCUGGGAAUCCUGGAAAAGGAGGAGUCGGAGCGCGUUAGGGUCGUGGAGCAGAAAUACGCUGUUUACCGCAAGAAACUACAGGAGGCGCUACAGCGGCACGAACCCCACUGACCUCUGCCCCCGCUCACCCUUUGACCUUACAACCUCUGCAACCCAGGGAACAGACCGACCAAUCGCAUCGCUCCUCUCCUCGCCCCCCGGGUUCUAUUCCGAGCAAGUUUCCAUUCUCCGGACGAACUGUUUUCUCAGGCCCUAAAGCAAACAAGCACUGCAAAAAAGGACAGCUUACAUUUGUCAAAUCACUUGAAUUCAGAAUUUUAGUUUUGCUUUUUGGAUUUAAUAUGACCUGAAUUUAAAUUUGUGACUCUCUUUUUUUAAACCCAAUUUGGUAGAAUAAGAAAAUCGCACUUUCUGGUGUCCACUGCUACCUGCUUGUUAUUAAUAUUAUUGAGUUGUAUUGAAUGUUCCACAGUACAGCAUUAUCUUUCAUGCAUUUUUAUGCUUCAGUUACAGCUUCUCCCGGACUUUAGCACCUGCUUGUCUUCGUAUAGAUAUAGUAUUUAAUGCCGUACUGCGGAACAUACCAGGUUAAGGUUGUCAAAAAUAUCGAAAACCAGAUACAACUCAUUUGAGCAAGUAUCGAUACUAAAAAAGUCACAUUCACAGGACAGAAAUGAACCUUUCCUGAAUAGUUUUAGAAUGAUCUUGAGCUGAAUCAGGACCAUGGACCACGUAAAAUGUUGAAAAUUAUGCUCUAUUGUAUCUGUAUCGGAAUCGGUAUUGAGUAUCGAGUCCUUUUAGUAUCGUUACAAGACUAUUCCAGGUAGAGAAAUAACAUCUCCAGGGAAACAAGCAGAAAGCAGAAGACACAGAAACAAUAUCAUAACGAAAUAAAGACACAAAAUUGCUCCAAAACUAAAUUCUGCAUUCAAGUCUGAUGAUAACAAAUGUGAAAAGAGAUUAUGUUUUGCAGUGUCCCUCCGUGAAAAGACUGGAAACAGAGGAGGAACUUGGAUCUUUGUGUAAAUGGACACGCACAAUAAGGACAUGUAAAAUGGAGCUGGUUCUGGAGAUGGUUUAUUCUGCUGUUUUUUGCUGCUGCUGCUGCUACUGCAAAGUGUUACUUACUGUAUGCAUAGUACUAUAGAGAGACGCAUGGUUCAGUUUGUGCAACGUUUUGGGACUGAAGGACAAUCAUUUUUUUCGUUUUCACAUGAGUCUUGAUGAAGUUUUAUACAAAUUAGUGAUUCAAAAGCUGAGCUGAUUUAAGGUUUAAAUAUAAUUUAUUAGAGGGCUAUUUCAUAAAAUAAGAUAAUCUGGUAAAGUUAGGUUGCAUUUGUACAUUAUUUCAAGGUGCAUUGUGUAACUUUUGCUCCAUGCAUGUGUUAUUACUUUGUCUGGAAUGUUUCACAGUACGGUAAUAAACCUUUUUAUCAUCAUGAAGACCAAAUCAGACCAAGUUACGGGUCAGAUCUUAGAGCAGGGGUCUCCAAUCUGUAGCUCAGGAGUUACCAGUAGCUUUCCAACCCCUUCCAAGUAGCUCGCCAAAGGAAAUUAUUAUACAUAUUGCGCUGAAUAACUCAUAUUUGAUUAAUUAAAUGCCUAUUUCAUUUGCAAAUGUAUAAUUUUGAUGCCUAAAUUUGUGCACUGAUUACUGAUUUAUGUUUUAUAGACAUCUAACUGUACUUCAUUUUCAGAUUACCAUGGCUCUUGUAUUUACAAAAUUUCUGGCAACCUCUAAAAUUUGUAGUUCUCCCGCAUUUUCAUUUUACAAAAAGUAGCUCACACGAGGAAAAAGUUUGGAGACCCCUGUUUUAGAGUGAUAAAACCGCCUGUAACUGAAAAAAAGUAAAGUAGAGCUGUUUAAUGUUAUAAUGUGGAACAUUCCAGGCAGAGCAAAGACAUAUUCAUAGAAAAAGCAGGUGACGGACCCUCCUCCACCAGAAAAUUUACACAAUGCGCAUUUAAACCAACCUCAAUUCAGAAUAUCUUGGUUUGAGUAGUUUUUAAUGUAUUCACCAAAAGACAUUCAUAUUCCACAAGAUAUUUUAAGAGCUGACAGCUACUUAUACUCUACAGUAGUAGCUCUCUGCCAUUUUGUAAACAGUCACUAGAAACUGAGUCCAUAUAACAGCAGAGACGAGCCCUAGAAGCAGGGCCGUAGACACGAGUGGGACAAACAGGUCUGUUGUUCCGGGGCCCCAGGGUUCUAGGGGGCCUCUUCCUUAUUAAUUUAUGUCGACGGGCCUGCCUAGAAGAUUAGAAGACUAGAACUAUUAUCCAUUUCCCAGUGUACAAAAUGCACCUGAAGAAUACAUUCACAAUAGUACUAGGCUUGUGAUGAAUCAUAUUUGAUUUUUUGUGUUGUAAGUUUAAGUGUGAAAUCCACUGGGGAGCUCACAGAGACCCCUGACCUACAAGAGUCUUAAGCCUUUUGUAAUCAUUUGGCCUAAAAUAUGAAAAAAAUAACUAUCUGAAAACAUUCCAAACUAUAAAACUACUCAAAACAAGAUAUAAAAACUAGGGUGCUAAUUUAAAGGUGAAUUGUGUAACUUUCUGGUGGAGGGUCCAUCAAAUGCUUUGUCAGAGACAUUUCACAGUAUGACGUUAAACCUUUUUAUCAUCAUGGAGACAAAACUGAGUAUUUCUGAGCUGUAAAAUCACCUGUAAUCGAAUAAAUAUAAAGUAGAGCUGUAAAUGACAUAAUUUAGAACAUUCCAGGCAGCGCAAUGACAUCUCCAUGGAAACAAGAAGGUGACGGACCCCCAACCAAAAAGUUACAUAGUGCACAUUAGACAUUUACAUGUUUUUUUUUUUUUUUUUUAAGAGUUAAAUUGACCAAAAGUACUUUGUAUUUGCUCCACUUUAUUUGAGUCACCAAGGCGCCCCCUGCAGGUGUUUUAUGGAAUAGCCUUCAGUCCAUAAUGUAACAUAUUAAACACAGAGAAGAAAAAUCAUGUUUUUAUUUUUCUCAGGGAACAACAUGAAAGAGGAAAGAGCUGUCUCUUCCACUGUUCUCGAUCACAAAUUCGCGUUUUUCUUUGCUUUUCAAAAUAAGAGAAAUGUUUAAAAUAUUCCAGUUCCGCGGCAUGCGAUAGUAAGUGCAAUUUUUAUAUCAAAUGAAAUUAUGGUUUUGGUUACGUCGCAUGCAUUUCGAAAUAAAAUCAAUCAAAUUUCUACACUUUACACACACUGUAAUCACGAGAAGGCAGGUUUUGAAUGUGAAGGGUUUUUGCACCAAAGUUUAGAGGGAUCACCAGCCACUUUAUUAGGCACAGGUUAUGGUUAAUGUUGAAACUUCUGGGAUCAGAAAAAAUUAGUUUAGGCUUGAUUUAGUCCUGGACUGGGUGAGAUCUUGUUUAGUCCUGGUUUAGUUCCUGUUUAGUCCUUGAUGAUUCUUGGUUAAAUUGUGGUUCAAUCAUAGGUUGGUUUAAUCCUGACUUAGUCCUGGUUUAGUCCUGGUUUAGUCCUUGUUUAGUACUUGUUUAGUUCCUGCUUAGUCCUUGUUCGUUUUUAGUUCAAUUAUGGUUAAUUCCUAGUUUAGUUUAGUCCUGAGUUCCUGUUUAGUCCUUGUUAAUUCCUGGUUAAAUUAUGGUUCAGUCUUAGUCCUGGUUUAGUCCUGGUUUAGUCCAGGUUUAGGCCAGGUCUAAUCCUGGUUUAAUCCAGGUUUAGUCCCUAUUAAGCACUUCUUACUUCUUUGUUAAGUUAUGGUUCAAUCUUAGUUUAGUUUAAUUCUGGUUUAGUCCUAGUGUAGUCUUGGUUUAAUCCUAGUGUAGUCCUGGUUUAGUCCUGGUUUAGUCCUAGUUUAGUCCUGGUUUAGUCCUAGUUUAGUCCUGGUUUAGUUCGAAUGGUUAAUCAGUGCCUAAUAAAGUGACCAGUGUAUUAUGGAUGUUAUGGGAAGUCUAGAGAUCUUCUAUAAAGAUAUUUUGUUCUGGUUUAUAUUUGCACAUUUUCCAGAUUUCCCAAAUAUUUCCUAAAAACAAUCUCAAAAAUGUUCAAUAUUCAGUGAUGUACCAAUGAUUUUGUUGCCUAUGUAAAAUGCACAUUGAAAAGAAGUCAAGUCUGUCCCUUCUGCUUUGCCUGAUGCGCUGAUGAGGAAUCCUGCUUUAAUUACCAUAAUGUGCAUAUGUUAUGUUUAUAAUUAGCCCCAGUGCGUCACACAGUUUAUGGCUUAUGCAGGAGUUGAAUCAUAAAAUCUGAAAUUCUAAUUUUAAAAGUCCAGAUGUUGUGGUGAAGGUUUGUGUGCCCCUACAAAAUUGCAUGACAGUUUUUCUCACUGACUUUGGCUUAGAUUGUUUAAAAAAAAAUACAGAAUAAGGAGAGAUCAUCAUAGCAACUCUGCUCAUUUCUUUUUGUAGCAAGUGUUUGUUGACAAGACUUCAUACGCUAGACAUUUGGAUCAGAUUUUAAUAUUUGAAUGCCAAAAAUACCUCAUAUCUGGGCCUAGGGCAGGUCAUGAACUUUGAUUGAAUCUCUAGAAAAAAUAUUGUAAAUUUUGGGAAACUCUUCUGAAUUAACAUAGUAUCCGGCCAUUAUCUGAAGACAUUUUUAAUUGAAAUUUUUAAAUGGACAGUUUAGAAUUUUGAACAUAGGACCUCAUUUCCUAGUGAGGCUGAGUGUUGGAAACGUGUGGAGACACUUUUUGAAAAUGUCCAAAAUUUCUAACUGUCCCUUUAAAUAGAAUAUUUUGUCUGGCUGAAUACAGAUAGAUAAAAAGUGUUUAAUGGCCCUUUACACUUUAAUCUUGUCAUUGCACUUAUUUUAAAGGUGCACUAUGUCACUUUUCUGCUACCUGUUCGUCUCCAUGGAGAUGUUACUGCUUACCACUUUACCUGGAAUGUUCCACAGUAUAAUAUUAAACAUAUCUAUCUAGCAUUAACUUCAUUACAUAUAUAUUUUCAUGCUCAAAAACAUGCAUCCUGACUAUGAGCGGGUCGCCUCUCCACAGAUCUGACCUGUAACUUAAAGGGCCGAUAUUAAGCUAUUUUCUGAUCUAUGUUAUGAUGUUGUUUCCUCAUCGCAAACAGACCUGGAGUUGAGUUUUUUCUUUGAUUCACACAUGUUUUUGAGUUUUCCCCUCAAACUGAAAAUGCUGUUCCACCUUGUGAUGUCACGCAGUAACACAGGAAGUUACUCAAACACGUGUGAACGAAACAAAACACAACUCCAGGUCUGUUUUCGAGGAGGUAAUGGCAUUUUAACGUGACUUAAAGCUCACAAGAGUCAAUUUUGUGUAAUAUAGAACCUUUGACAACAACAUCUCCAUGGAAACAAUCAAACGUCAAACCUCCAAAAGAAAAUUCCACAGUGCAUCUUUAACAUUUGAGUCAAAGUCGAUGAGAAACCUUGAAGAUUUUGUGGUGAAUCUUUCCAAUGAAAAUGUGUGUAGUCCAUAAGCACAUGCGUCCAAUGUCCCACAGCUGUUCCUGCUACAGUGCCUUGGUUUCUGAGCCCCGUGUCUUCUUCUGCUGUUCUGGGGGUUUUCUUUUCGGUUUAUUUAUUUCUCCCUGAUUGGUCCUGUGUCUCGUCACUGUGAGGAUGUGGACAAACGCACGUAUUUAUUUAUUCGUGUCCUCCGUCUGUGUGGGACAAAAGGACAUGGAGAUCUGUGCUUUUAUUUUGAAAGAGUUGUGUAAAAUAUAUGACGUGUACAGAGUAUUGAGCUGAAAUAAAAUGUCAUCCCUUUAAA